AUGGCUCGCUCUUUCUCCGCCGUCAAGAUCAUGUCCGCCCUCGUCUCCGAUGGAUUCCGUAACGCUCUCUUCAUCAGGCGAGGAUAUGCGGCGGUGGCGGCGGAUAGAGUUGUGGCAAAAAGUGGCAGCAAAACGAAGAAGGAAGAAGCAGAAAGAAGUACAGAAGAGAAGAUGGCGUGGGUCCCUGAUCCGGUGACCGGUUACUACCGGCCGGAGAACUGCGCCGACGAGAUCGAUCCCGUCGACCUCCGUGCUAUGCUUCUGAAGCCGAGAAGAAAAAUAGUCAAUUAA
Momordica charantia (bitter melon) is the source of this 291-nucleotide messenger RNA. NCBI's taxonomy places the organism in Eukaryota, Viridiplantae, Streptophyta, Magnoliopsida, Cucurbitales, Cucurbitaceae. The record is from RefSeq and is a predicted model, not a curated record.